CGGAGACUGCCGAGCAAUGGAGCGGGGCGGCCUAGAGGAGAGCCGAGCUGUCGAGAAGACCGGAAGUGGAGGAACAGCCGGAAGUAGCCGGCGUCUCAGACGGACUGACUGACAGACUCUGACAGGAUCUCGAGCUGCAGGAAGGAGGUGGCGGCCAUGGAGUUGGGCGAGCUGCUCUACAACAAGUCCGAGUACAUCGAGACGGCAUCUGGGAACAAAGUUAGUCGCCAGUCAGUGUUGUGUGGAAGCCAGAACAUCGUUCUUAAUGGCAAGACCAUUGUGAUGAAUGACUGUAUUAUCCGAGGGGAUCUGGCAAAUGUAAGAGUUGGACGCCAUUGUGUUGUGAAGAGUCGUAGUGUCAUAAGGCCACCAUUCAAGAAAUUCAGUAAAGGCGUUGCAUUCUUUCCAUUACAUAUUGGGGACCAUGUCUUUAUUGAGGAAGAUUGUGUGGUCAACGCAGCUCAGAUUGGUUCCUACGUUCAUGUUGGCAAGAACUGUGUGAUUGGGCGCCGGUGUGUGUUAAAAGACUGCUGCAAAAUUCUGGACAACACAGUAUUACCUCCAGAAACUGUGGUCCCACCAUUCACUGUCUUCUCAGGCUGCCCAGGACUCUUCUCAGGGGAGCUCCCGGAGUGUACUCAGGAGCUGAUGAUUGACGUCACCAAGAGCUACUACCAGAAGUUUUUGCCCCUGACACAAGUCUAGUAUCUCUGUCUCAUGUCUUGGAUUUGCUUGAGCUCUAAGAUGAACCUGGGGACAAAGUGAGCCAGUCAGCAUCUACAAAGAACUCUUGUGUCUUUGACACCUUCCACCCUCCUUCUUUUAAAAACAUUCUUUAGAAUUUCUCAAUCCUUCAAGGCUCUAAGCUCUUAAGAAUUUAAUAACAGAACAGCUGGAGGAGUUGUCUUCAACUGCUGUGCUUAUUCCUUAUCUAUUAAUAGUCACUUCAUACUGUUAUCUGUGGAACACAGAGUCUUCUGUUCCCAGCACUCCAACCAUUGGUCCUGUAGAUGAUUGGAUCCUGCCUGAAACAGGCCUGCAGAGCAGCAGUAGCACUCUCCCAGCCUGGAGGUCAUGUAGCUGCUAUGCUGCUCACGGCCAUACACUACCCACACUGAGCCCCAUUCACACAGACGACGCUCAGCUUUCCUGCUGCUAAGACAUUUGGUCAAUUGUUACAGUUGCUCAUAAUCCUGGGGGGAAAAGUGCUUGUGACUUUUCAGAGCCCAGAUUCCUAUUGGCUAUUAAAAAUUGAAGAGAGAGGUGGUUAGUGUUUCUCUUCUUCCCAAAAUGACCUUAGCCAUCCCGGGGUGGUUAAUAAAAGACUUUGUAGCAUU
Molecule: messenger RNA, 1337 nt
Organism: Lemur catta (Ring-tailed lemur)
Lineage: Eukaryota; Metazoa; Chordata; Mammalia; Primates; Lemuridae
Gene: DCTN5
Product: dynactin subunit 5
Exons: 6
Coding region: 157-705 (182 amino acids)
Source: RefSeq, a predicted model, not a curated record